GUGGAGCGCGUAAAGCGGUGUGGCGCGCGCUCCGGGGACGCUGAGCGGCGUCGGCGGCGAGGCCUGAGGAGUGCGGACGGGUCCCGGUGGGUUUGCAAGGUGCCCCGUCCCGGUGGGUUUGCAAGGUGCCCCGUCCCGUAGCUGCUUUCCUUGUUGCUGAAUUAAGAGUUUUCACUGGCUACUAUUUUUGGCAGUGAAAAGGAAGAACUGAGGAGAAAACAAACUAUGAAAGUACUGGUUAUUGGCCUUGGAGGUGUAACAAAUGGGGGGAAAACAACGCUGGCAGAAAAGCUUAAGAAAAUGCUUCCCAACUGUGAUAUAAUCUCUCAAGAUGACUUCUUUAAGCCGGAGUCUGAAGUAGAAACAGAUGAACGUGGAUUUAAGCUAUACGAUGUACUUGAUGCCCUCUAUAUGGAUGAAAUGGUCAAAAGUAUUCACAAUUGGAUGAAAAACCCAGGAAGCUCAGGUGUUGUAACAGAAGAGCCAGAGAAUACGUGUGACAAUCUGAAAAAUACAGAUCAUGUUUAUAUUUUGAUUGUUGAAGGCUUUCUGCUAUACAAUUAUGAGCCACUUAAUGAACUAUGGAAUAGAAGAUAUUUUUUGACCCUUCCUUAUGAAGAGUGCAAAAGGAGAAGGAGCACCAGAGUCUAUCAGCCAGCAGAUACACCGGGGUACUUCGAUGGACACGUGUGGCCUAUGUAUCUGAAAUAUAAAAGUGAAUUGGAAGAGAAUGCAAGUAACAUUGUUUAUUUGGAUGGAACAAAAUCUCAAGAGGAGCUAUUAUCCUGUGUAUAUAGUGAUAUAAUACAGGAAUUAAAAAAGCUGAGGGAAGGAAAUCAGCCGGUCACAGCAUGAUAUGUAGAAAGCCUGUGUUACAUUUGAUACGAAUUGAAAACCUGAAGAGUGUCGUACUUGGCAAGCCAGCCAGCUGAGCCGAUGUUACAUGUGCAUCCAUAAUACUAGUUCAUACAACACGGGUAGAUUUGUAGUGACUAUUAACUUGGUAAGCCUCAGAUACUGUUGAGUAGUAUCAACAGUGCAUUAUUCUUUAUAAUUGCUUUAAUCAGUCAUGCUUUGGCUGAUCUUUAAAUCUGAUUGAAUGUGCAUAUUUUUGUGUUCAAAACAAAACUAUAAAUAGGCAGUUCUGUUCAAUUAAUAAGCAUAUUUGAACAUGGAUGGAUAUAAUUUGAAAUGGUCAUAUUGGACAGUGAUUACCUCUAAUAUUUUUACAAAUUUCUAAUCGCUGGUAAACAUGGUUAGGGGAACUAGCUAUAUGCUGUAGCAAUAGUAAGUUUAAGAUUGUAUAAGCUGUUACACUGCUUAUUCAGUAACUGAAGCUGUUAUUGAAUACCUUGUAACUGAACUUACUUAGACUUGCCAAAUACCUCUGUUGUGUUUGUCAAGUAAUUUUUAUGUUGUAUAUUGGUUCAACAGUUGGGAAUGGAUAUUUAAAAAAUCCAGAGAAAUCUGAAGAGAAGUGAGGUUGUUGGAAAGGGAUGGGGGAAUAACAUGUUGAUAUUGGAGAGAAUGCAGAUGCAUCGCUAACAAGAUUAAGUGCGUAUAUUGUGCAGAUCAGGGAUUGGAUGGCACAGGCUAUUAGACAAUAAAUGCAUGCUUCAGGGAGGAGGAAGGAAGAAAUAAUUCUUGUUAAUAUUAAUAGCUCAGGUUGAAAUUAUAGUACUGAAAGUGUUCAGAAAGCAGCUAUGCUAAAAUAUGUUAACAUUUUUUUACAAGAUUUGUGUACAUAGGUAAACUAGGAAACUGGAAAGUUGAAUCAUAUUCGGCUGCUGAAUAAGUAAUGUAUUAACUCUUACAUUUUCUAUGCAAUACCUUACAUUUUUAUCUGGCAGAAUAAAAAUCAAUCUACAGACAUGAAAAGCAAAGGAUGGACUACAUUACUUAUUAUGUGUCAGCUGAAAUGAUCAUGGUGAUUGAAAUGUAAUGCUCUAUUGUUAACAGUAUUAAGACUCCUAAACCUGUAUAUAAGAAAAAGGUCUUAAGCAGAUUAGAGCUGUAUAAAGCUAUGUUUAAGACAAAGUGCUUCCAAAUAAUAUUUUGUAAUUUUAUUUUGCAGUAAAAAUACUUUGAGUUGC
Molecule: messenger RNA, 2093 nt
Organism: Chroicocephalus ridibundus (black-headed gull)
Lineage: Eukaryota; Metazoa; Chordata; Aves; Charadriiformes; Laridae
Gene: NMRK1
Product: nicotinamide riboside kinase 1
Exons: 9
Coding region: 226-855 (209 amino acids)
Cellular component (GO): cytoplasm
Molecular function (GO): ribosylnicotinamide kinase activity
Source: RefSeq, a predicted model, not a curated record